Elephantulus edwardii (Cape elephant shrew) is the source of this 342-nucleotide messenger RNA. RefSeq names its product neuropeptide B (gene NPB). NCBI's taxonomy places the organism in Eukaryota, Metazoa, Chordata, Mammalia, Macroscelidea, Macroscelididae. The transcript is spliced from 2 exons. The coding region runs from base 1 to 342 and encodes 113 amino acids. Gene Ontology annotation, molecular function: G protein-coupled receptor binding. The record is from RefSeq and is a predicted model, not a curated record. Gene Ontology annotation, biological process: G protein-coupled receptor signaling pathway; feeding behavior.
AUGGCCCGGUCCGAGAUCCUGGUGGCCGCCCUGGCCCUGGCCCUGCUGCUGGCAUCACACGGGCACGCGUGGUACAAGCCGGCGGCCGGGCUCAGCUACUACUCUGUGGGCCGCGCAGCAGGGCUACUGUCUGGCUUCCGCAGGUCCCCGUUCAUGCGACGUGCCCAGCUGCCCAGAGGGUUUGAAUCCCCUGGUAUUCGUCCCAGCCUGCAGGGCCUGGCCCUGUGCGUCCGGCAUGUGACUCCGAGCCUGCAGGGCUGCGCGCGACUCCCCGACAGCACCUUCCAGUGCAAAGCGGACGUCGUCCUGUCACUGCGCACCUCAGACUGCCAGCGUGCCUGA